Molecule: messenger RNA, 633 nt
Organism: Manduca sexta (tobacco hornworm)
Lineage: Eukaryota; Metazoa; Arthropoda; Insecta; Lepidoptera; Sphingidae
Exons: 4
Coding region: 105-602 (165 amino acids)
Molecular function (GO): protein binding
Source: RefSeq, a predicted model, not a curated record
AAUUGAAAUACAACUAUAUUUAGUUUCGCAAAUAAAUUCAAUUAAAAUUUUAGUCGUAAAAGUUUAUUGAAUUUGAUUACUUCGGUUUCUGUUUCGUUAACAGAAUGUACGUUUUAUUAGCCUUCCUGAUGCUCCUACCGAAAAGUUUCGCCAGCGCCGAGCGAUGUGAAGUGUCAUGUCCCUCAGGAGAUGCUCAAAUGGAUUGCGGCUUUGACGCGAACAGCAUUACAUACAAAAUGUUUCCAAGCAAAUGUGCCAUGAAUGCAUACUCAAAAUGUUAUGACUCUGAUUACGCGUCCGUCCCAUUAAAAUACUGCAUCAAAGCUCACAUAACCGAAUCCCGGAGAUCAUACGGUGAAUCGUGCCCUGUAUUUUGCCCUAACCACUACCGACCAGUUUGUGGAGCCUCCAAAUUCAGAGACUAUAUUUAUAAAACUUUCAACAACGGAUGUUAUCUUGAUAUGAUUAAUUGUAGGGGCGAUGAGGAUUUAUCUGGCUACAUCGAGGUUCCGCUGGAGUAUUGCCAGAAGCAUAUGAUGAAGAAUAUUUUCAGGGAGCAAGUUGUCAUAUCAAACCUUCAUGAUUAUCGCGAUUAUGAAUAAAUAUUUUAUACAAAGCAACCCGUUCAUAAAA